Molecule: messenger RNA, 625 nt
Organism: Rosa chinensis
Lineage: Eukaryota; Viridiplantae; Streptophyta; Magnoliopsida; Rosales; Rosaceae
Product: putative receptor-like protein kinase At3g47110
Exons: 2
Coding region: 43-525 (160 amino acids)
Biological process (GO): protein phosphorylation
Molecular function (GO): protein kinase activity; ATP binding
Source: RefSeq, a predicted model, not a curated record
CAUUGUGAUUUGAAGCCCAGCAAUAUCCUUCUGGAUAAGGAUAUGAGUGCACAUGUAGCUGACUUUGGCAUUGCAAAACUCUUGUGUGGAAGAGAUUCGAUGACCCGAACCAUCACACAAGCCACAAUUGGAUAUAUGGCCCCAGAGUAUGGAAUGGAAGGAAUAGUUACUAGAAGAAGGAAUGUUUACAGUUUUGGUAUUGUACUGAUGGAAACAUUCACAAAAAAGAAGCCAACAGAUGAGAUGUUUGGGGACAUCAGUUUGAAGCAAUGGGUUGCAAAUUCACCAUUACUUGAUGUCGUGGAUGCCAACUUACUUGGGAUUGAAGAAGGGGAUCGUGAAUUUGAGAACAAUAGGGAGUGUUUAUCAUCCAUUAUGAGAUUAGCUCUAGCUUGUUCCAUCGAAUCACAAGAUGGGAGGAUAAAUAUGCAUGAGGCUCUAGCCACUCUAAACAAAAUCAAAAACAAGUUUUUCAAGGAUGCUGCUCCGGAAGGAGUUGUGGUGUUGAACCAUCCUCUUGUUUAGCAGCUCAUUGUAUGGGUUUCAUUUCUGCUUAUGAUCUUGGCCUUUGAUUCAGUCUUCAAUAAAAUAUAGCUAUAUAUUUUCACUUUGUAUUUAUUUUGCU